AUGUCAGCGGUGAAACCAUUGUGGUACAGAUGGGCACGUGUUUAUUUUGCAGGAGGAUGUUUGGUAGGUACAGGUGUGUUAUUCUGGUAUACCAUUCGACCAACAGAUGAACAAUUAAUAGCCAGGUUUUCGCCUGAAGUAAAGGCAGACUAUGAAAGAAAUAGAGAGUUACGACAACAAGAGCAAACAAGAUUGAUAGAGAUAGUAAAAGAAACCUCAUCUUCAAAUGAACCUAUUUGGAAAGCGGGUCCUAUAGGAUCUCCUUUUGAAAAGGAACAGCGGAAUUUGAAUAUGGAAUUAGUUGAUGCAGAGUUAUUCCACAAGACAAAGCACGAAGAGCAACAGAAACACGAAAUAGAUAGAGCAAACGAGGAGUCUAAGGAAGCAGAAAGGUUAAUACAACAAAACAAAAAACCAUGGUGGAAGUUUUUUUAA
Candida dubliniensis CD36 is the source of this 435-nucleotide messenger RNA. RefSeq lists its product as uncharacterized. The transcript has a single exon. The coding region runs from base 1 to 435 and encodes 144 amino acids. Gene Ontology annotation, biological process: mitochondrial respiratory chain complex III assembly. NCBI's taxonomy places the organism in Eukaryota, Fungi, Ascomycota, Pichiomycetes, Serinales, Debaryomycetaceae. The record is from RefSeq and is a predicted model, not a curated record. Gene Ontology annotation, cellular component: mitochondrial membrane.